Emiliania huxleyi CCMP1516 is the source of this 522-nucleotide messenger RNA. RefSeq lists its product as hypothetical. The transcript is spliced from 3 exons. The record is from RefSeq and is a predicted model, not a curated record. Bases 1 to 522 code for a protein of 173 amino acids. Lineage: Eukaryota; Haptophyta; Isochrysidales; Noelaerhabdaceae.
AUGUCGGGCACGCUGCUCGAGCAGGCGCGGAACCUGCACGAGGACCUCGAGAUCCUCGAGAAGGCCAUGUACCGGGAGCUGGGCGACCCGGCGACGGCGCACCUCAAGCGGGUCGAUGAGGUCGCCCGCGACCAGGUGGUGGCGACGCUGCUGGACGCGCACACGCAGCGCGCCAAGAGGCUGGCUGCCGUCUACGAGGACGGCGACGGUGCACGGAGGGAGGAGAUCCAGGCGAUGUCGGGGUCGACCGUCUUCAGCGCCUUCUACGACCAGCUCAAGCUGCUGCGCGACUACCACCGCAAGCACAACAUCGCGCCGCCGAGCGAGGUGUACGAGCGCGAGCUGCUCGUCGACGUGCUCGAGGGCGCCAACGAGCAGACCUUCACGGGGGAGGAGGCGGAGGGGAGGUACCUCGACAUGCACGCGCUGCACGAGGCGUAUAUCAACCUCAAGGGCGUCGACAAAGAGACAGACUACGCCUCUUACCUCAAGGCCGCCGCGCAGCUCGCCAACCACCUUUAA